CUAGUAUUGAACAAGUUGUAAUUGCUUUAUAAUAGGUGGUUUUACGCGGACGACGCGGACGAGGUUGGUGUGGGAAUGGAAGUCGAGGAUUCUAGUUGCAGGAUGAGGUCUUGUACGGCAAGGCGCUUCUGACGGACCAAGUUGAGUUGCUCGCGAAUAUGCCGCGCUUUGGCGUCGUUGGCGUUGAUCUUGACCUGGAGGUGGGCGAGGAACUUGGGCAGUUGAAUGUCGACCAUGUCCCGAAGGAUUGCCCAGUUCGGAUGAUGGGACGCGACAGGGACUUCGGCGAUGGUGUGGGUGUAUGCGGCGAGUUUCGCACGCAACGAGGCGUACUGGGCUUCGUGGGCCUCCCGCGCUUCUUCGCAUUCGCUCCAUGCGCAUGUACUUUGCGAUUCCAGCCCUAGAAGCGUCUCCAUCUCCUGCAGCAACAUCUCUCGGUCAACGGAGGGUGGUGGGUCGCCUCGCUCCUUAGACGUCGUUUUGCUGAAGCGUGACAACCUCGUCGAGGACAACGAUGAAGUGUUGACCCAUGUCGGGAAGAACGAUGUCGUGGACGAUUUACGAUCAUGUGGACUCAUGUACUCAUACGAUGCAUGGCGGUCGGCCUGACGUCCAGGAGUCUGCAUCCCCAUGAACGCAACGUCCGUGGUCGAUUCGCCAUGAUGCUGGGACAGUGGCAUGGAGGAGACGGCGGGGCCUUCGGGCGAUCGGCGAUGCCUACUGAUAAUGCAACGGUUGGAUCCAC
Molecule: messenger RNA, 745 nt
Organism: Aphanomyces astaci
Lineage: Eukaryota; Oomycota; Saprolegniomycetes; Saprolegniales; Verrucalvaceae
Exons: 1
Coding region: 289-609 (106 amino acids)
Source: RefSeq, a predicted model, not a curated record